UUCUGAUUCUACACAGACUCCCUGUUACAGGCAAAAUGAAAGGCAUCUCCCUCCUCGCCCUCCCCGGCCUCGCCUACGCCGCCGUGCAAGGUUUCGACAUCUCCAACUGGCAGCCAACCGUUGACUACAAGGGUGCCUAUGCCUCUGGAGCACGGUUCGUCAUGAUCAAGGCCACCGAAGGAACAAGCUUCAUCGACCCCCUUUUCAACACCCACUACCCUGGCGCGACCUCAGCUGGCCUAAUCCGCGGCGGGUACCACUUCGCGCACCCUGACUCCAGUUCCGGAUCCGCGCAGGCCAAAUAUUUCCUGGCGCAUGGGGGCGGGUGGUCGGGCGAUGGAAUCACACUACCCGGCAUGCUGGAUCUUGAGGCCGGAUGUUACGGGCUCUCUGCUACGGCUAUGGUCUCCUGGAUCAGCGAUUUCGGCGAAACGUACAAGUCUGCGACUGGUCGGUACCCCAUGAUCUAUACGACGACAAGUUGGUGGCAGGAGUGCACGGGGAAUAACGACGGCUUCGGCGAGUAUCCGCUUGUUUUGGCGCGAUGGGCAAGCACACCUGGCACCUUGCCUGCAAGCUGGGACUAUUAUUCCUUCUGGCAGAACAGCGACUCUUACGCCUACGGUGGGGAUUCGCAGCUCUGGAAUGGGAGUGAAGAGAGAUUGAGGAUCUUCGCGUCUGGAUAGGCUUUAGUUAGAGGGUAGCAUGGGGUGUCAAAUAAGGACUGGU
Molecule: messenger RNA, 729 nt
Organism: Aspergillus nidulans FGSC A4
Lineage: Eukaryota; Fungi; Ascomycota; Eurotiomycetes; Eurotiales; Aspergillaceae
Product: lysozyme
Exons: 2
Coding region: 36-686 (216 amino acids)
Biological process (GO): cell wall macromolecule catabolic process; peptidoglycan catabolic process; defense response to bacterium
Cellular component (GO): extracellular region
Molecular function (GO): catalytic activity; hydrolase activity, acting on glycosyl bonds; hydrolase activity
Source: RefSeq, a predicted model, not a curated record